ACGCCCAGCCCCCUCCCCACGCACCGGCUUGAAGGGUUCAGGACGAUGCUUUUAAUGCACAAAGAUCACCUGGAACUCAUGGGUUGGGGUGGUUUCGAGUGUCUCCUUCUGGGUAUCUCUCCCCACCUUCCCUCUCCACCAGAGAAUGGAAGUGUUACUUGCUCAGUCGUGUCAUGACUGCGACCCCAUGGAUGGUGGCCAGCCAGGCUCCUCUGUCCAUGGGAUUCUCCAGGCAGAGUCUUUACCAUCUGAGCCACCAAGGAAGCCCUCCACUCGCCUCCCUCCCAAGCCCUCCCCUGGCCAAGGGUAUAAGCUUCAUAAGGGAGGUCGGCGGCAUGGAGGCGCGCUUCACGCGUGGGAAGUCGGCGCUGCUGGAACGCGCGCUGGCCCGGCCACGCACCGAGGUGAGCCUGAGCGCCUUUGCCCUGCUCUUCUCCGAGCUGGUUCAGCACUGCCAGAGCCGCGUCUUCUCCGUGGCGGAGCUGCAGGCGCGCCUGGCCGCGCUGGGCCGCCAGGUGGGCGCCCGCGUCCUGGAUGCGCUGGUGGCUCGCGAAAAGGGCGCCCGGCGCGAAACCAAGGUGCUGGGCGCCCUGCUCUUCGUUAAGGGCGCCGUGUGGAAGGCGCUGUUCGGCAAGGAGGCCGACAAGCUGGAGCAGGCCAACGACGACGCCCGCACCUUCUACAUCAUCGAGCGCGAGCCGCUCAUCAACACCUACAUCUCGGUGCCCAAGGAGAACAGCACGCUCAACUGUGCCAGCUUCACCGCGGGCAUCGUGGAGGCGGUGCUCACGCACAGCGGCUUCCCCGCCAAGGUCACCGCGCACUGGCACAAGGGCACCACGCUGAUGAUCAAGUUCGAGGAGGCCGUCAUAGCCCGGGACCGGGCCCUGGAGGGCCGCUGAUCUCCCCGAGAUAAAGGAUGCAGACAGCCCCCUU
Molecule: messenger RNA, 936 nt
Organism: Dama dama (fallow deer)
Lineage: Eukaryota; Metazoa; Chordata; Mammalia; Artiodactyla; Cervidae
Gene: TRAPPC5
Product: trafficking protein particle complex subunit 5
Exons: 3
Coding region: 174-902 (242 amino acids)
Biological process (GO): endoplasmic reticulum to Golgi vesicle-mediated transport
Cellular component (GO): TRAPPII protein complex; TRAPPIII protein complex; TRAPPI protein complex
Source: RefSeq, a predicted model, not a curated record